AUCUUGCCGCCAAAAAAAAAAAACAAAGCAAAACCAAAAAAAAUUAUCGUAUUUCGCGUUUUUCGGCAUAAGAAAUAACAGAAAAGUUAUUCAAGUGUAACAAAAUGAUCAACAACAAUGCAGACUCGGACGAAUCGUGUGGAGAUGAAUCGACAAGCUUCACCACCAACAGCACUACCUCGCGCAGCAAAUCCCCCACCUCUAGCACAAGAAGCAAAAGGCGUGGACGCAGAAGUGCGAAAGCCAAGCAUAAACCAGGAGCUGCCUACAAAUAUGACACCCACGUAAAGGAAAACCAUGGAGCUAAUAUCUUUGGAGUGACAUUUAACACUCUGGUGGGCAAAGAUGAGCCACAGGUGUUUGCCACAGCUGGCAGCAAUCGUUGCACUGUCUACGAAUGUCCCAGAAAUGGAGGCAUUCAACUUCUACAUUGCUAUGCAGAUCCUGAUCCGGAUGAAGUCUUCUAUACCUGCGCCUGGUCCUAUGAUCUAAAAACGUCGGCUCCUCUAUUGGCAGCAGCUGGCUAUCGUGGCAUUAUACGUGUCAUUGAUAUUGAACAAAAUGAAGCUGUGGGCAACUAUGUUGGACAUGGACAAGCCAUUAAUGAGCUAAAGUUUCAUCCUCAUAAAUUGCAAUUGUUGCUCUCGGGGAGUAAGGAUCAUGCCAUACGACUGUGGAACAUACAGAGCCAUGUUUGCAUAGCAAUUUUUGGGGGCGUCGAGGGUCAUCGUGAUGAAGUCUUGUCCAUAGAUUUUAAUAUGCGUGGCGAUCGCAUUGUCUCCAGCGGCAUGGAUCACUCACUUAAGCUCUGGUGCCUGAAUACUCCUGAAUUUCAGCAUAAAAUUGAAUUAUCCGAGACGUUUAAUCAAGACAAAUCGACUUUACCAUUUCCGACAAUCACAAAACAUUUUCCGGACUUUUCCACACGUGAUAUACACCGAAAUUAUGUCGAUUGUGUUCAAUGGUUUGGUAAUUUUGUAUUAUCCAAAUCGUGUGAGAAUUCCAUUGUCUGCUGGAAGCCCGGACAGUUGCAUCAAACGUUUGAACAAGUCAAACCGAGUGAUUCAUCUUGCACUAUUAUAGCAGAAUUCGAAUAUGAUGAAUGUGAGAUCUGGUUUGUUCGCUUUGGUUUUAAUCCCUGGCAAAAAGUCAUUGCCCUGGGCAAUCAGCAGGGUAAAGUUUAUGUAUGGGAAAUGGAUCCAAGCGAUCCGGAAGGGGCCCACAUGACUACUUUGUAUAAUCCACGCAGUGUGGCAACUGUACGUCAGAUUGCCUUCUCCAGAGAUGCUAGCGUCUUGGUCUAUGUGUGCGAUGAUGCCACCGUUUGGAGAUGGAAUCGCCGUCAGGCUACUGCCAUUUAACAAAUAAAAAGAGACUACAAAGAUCUCGCAAAACCAAUUCUCAAGCUCCACAACCAAAUCUCAAGUGGCCAAAUUUAUUAUAGACAUUUCCAUAUGAUUUUAGUUCCUAGAAUUUUUUAAUAAAUUGAUAUAAAUUUUUGUACCUAA
This is a messenger RNA of Drosophila willistoni, 1508 nucleotides long. RefSeq names its product polycomb protein esc. NCBI's taxonomy places the organism in Eukaryota, Metazoa, Arthropoda, Insecta, Diptera, Drosophilidae. The record is from RefSeq and is a predicted model, not a curated record. The transcript has 3 exons. Gene Ontology annotation, molecular function: protein binding; nucleosome binding. Gene Ontology annotation, cellular component: ESC/E(Z) complex. Gene Ontology annotation, biological process: negative regulation of transcription by RNA polymerase II. Bases 105 to 1361 code for a protein of 418 amino acids.